This is a messenger RNA of Nematostella vectensis (starlet sea anemone), 2844 nucleotides long. Its product is annotated as probable E3 ubiquitin-protein ligase IRF2BPL. The transcript has a single exon. The record is from RefSeq and is a predicted model, not a curated record. Gene Ontology annotation, molecular function: transcription corepressor activity. Gene Ontology annotation, cellular component: nucleus. NCBI's taxonomy places the organism in Eukaryota, Metazoa, Cnidaria, Anthozoa, Actiniaria, Edwardsiidae. Gene Ontology annotation, biological process: regulation of transcription by RNA polymerase II. Bases 385 to 2214 code for a protein of 609 amino acids.
GACGUCGCUGCUGCAGGCUCUCUCUCGUAUGCUAAUUCACACCCCAACACUAAAUUUAGUUUUCCCCGCUCGCUCGGUCGGGUGUGCUAUACGGCUCACAUUUCGCGUCAUCUACUUGGAUUGCCGAGAUUAUAUUCCGCUUACAUUUCCCUCAAAGCUGCACGUAGCAGUCAUUGGCUAGCCCCACCGCUCCAUGCUUUUCUUGACCGAAUUUCGCAGUGUUCAAACAAAUAGCAUUCGUCGACUACCAAGGAGAACGAGACACGUUAUAUAUCGAAAUAUACAUGCCCGCCGUCGACACAAGAACUUUGUGUAAAAUUUCGGAGCGAUUAUGAUGUUCUUAUGAAGAGAUUUUGACAGUGAUUAGUACGAAAUUUCGCAGUGAUGGCGUCGCGAUUCCAAAGGCAGCACUGCUUUCUGUGCGAUUUGCCUCAUUCACCAUGGGCUAUCUUACACGAUUUCUCCGAACCUAUCUGCCGGGGUUGUUGUAACUACGAGGGGGCUGAACGAAUUGAAGACAUCAUACACUACAGCAGACUACUGCGAAAAAACUGGGAAAAGAGCGAGCGGAACGCUCAACACGGAGUUAAGAACGACAGACUGAACUCGACAGGAUCUUCCGUGUCUUCGACCCCGAGCCCACCACCUUCGUCUCGCGGCGCGCAUCAGAGCGUCAACAAUGGCGGGGCGAACUAUUUAAGCGCCGAACAGAGACAGGCUUACAGUAAAUACGCGUCGCAAACAACAGAGGAUAGUUUGGAAAUUAAUAACUCCGCGACUGUACAUCAUAAGCUAACUUCAACAGACCCAAAAUCAGCGCCCGGCUCUCGCAUGGUACCAGGUAUAAAGGAUGAUCGAAGAGGGUCUACUUUCUCUGAUGAUGCACGUCAUGCGCUGAUUAACGGUACUCCUAUCGUGUCCCGUCCUCAUCCAGGACCUCUUGUCGGCCCCCUGGCACCGCCCCCUCACAUCCCCUUGGACUCCCCGAGGCAGGAACACAUGCAGGCCCAUGCUACUUUAAGUUUGCUUAACAGGUCUGUACCCUUUGAUAUUCGCUUCAAAAAGGAUCACACCUCUAUUGGAAGGAUAUUUGUUUUUGAUGUCAAUAACAAGCCUGGCCUGGAAUUUGAGCUCAAGAUAUUUAUUGAGUACCCACGCGGUUCAGGAUGUGUUUUUCAGAGUGUUGCUGGGGUUGUUAAAAAAAUGCAUUCAGAGCUUCACAAAGACAUUGGCAGGACGCAUACCUCUGGAGUGAAAUACCUGGAAUAUGAAAAGGACAGAGGUACAGGGGAUUGGCGAAUGCUGGCAGAUUUGCUCCCUGAGUCAGUACGUUAUUUCAAGGAGCCAGUUAAACAAGAGCUUCUACCAAGACCUCAGCUUGAUUCUGAAUACCCUCUGCCUAACGUGAACCUAAGCUUCAACCCCAGGCCUGGAACCAUGUAUGGGCGUAAGAGAAAAGGAACCAUGGAUCUUGAGGAGUAUGAAAUCACCUCUGGGAAUAGAAUGGGUCACCCUGGGCGGGAGGAGACAAUGCACCAGCACCCUGCUUGGGUACAGAACCAAGUUGAUGGGGGAAAGCUCGUGAUGACUGCCAUGUCAGCCCCCCCUGGCACUCCAGUCAGCUCCAUACCAUCUGCAUCUGUUUCUCCCAUGGUCACCACGCCCAUCUCAAAAGUCGCCAGCAUGCAGUUACCCCCAAGUGAGGUACAUGUGCGUGCUCAGUCCAAGUCUCCCAUUAAUAACUCUGUAAUGCGAGGUAGUCACUUUGAGGUUGCAGGGGCUCCGCGGGAUGAGGGAAGAGGGAAUAACCUUGUAAGUGCUGGUCACAUGUCCCCUCACAGUCGCUCACCUAGACCUCCUACUGGACCCCUUUCAAAAUCUGCUGAAACUCAAAGUGGUCUUCCUAAUGAUGGAGAUGGCAAAGAGAAAGAGAAGGGAUCAUCUGGGCAGAGUAUCCUCCGGUGUAGUCUAUGCCGUGACAAGUUGGAAGACACACACUUUGUCCAGUGUCCUUCAAUCAUGCACCACAAGUUCUGUUUUCCUUGUUCGCGGGAUAGCAUUAAAAAGCAGGGAGCAGGGACAGAGGUGUUUUGUCCCAGUGGGGAGCGCUGCCCUCUACAAGGGAGCAACUUGCCUUGGGCAUUCAUGCAAGGAGAAAUCCAGACAAUCCUUGGAACAGAAUUCAUUGUAAAAAAAGAAAAAGACAGUCAGUAAAGUAGAUUAGUUGUCAUGGUAAUCCUCUGGUUAGUUAGCAUGUAUGUUGCAAAUUUGGAAUGCAAAUUUAACUCUUAAUUGAAUUCCUUGUUUUAAAAAGUGAUCUUUUACUUGGUUUGUAUGCAUGCUUGUCAGUGUGCCAUGGGUUUGAUGGGAAAGAGUAAACAUUUUUUACGCUCUUGAAACCAGAUGGCAAGAAUGGAACAUAUUUUGUCCACAUUGACCAUUGUUUACUGUUUCUACUGCUUCCUUUUCUAUAUUUUUCUUCUCUUGCAUAAAAAAGCUGAGUAGGCUUAAGUUUUAGGGGUAAGUGUGUUUUCAUUUCUAAACAACCAUCAUAAAACAUCUUUGAGAUGCUCCCUAGUGAGAACUAGAGCUACUUAGAAUAAUCCCAUAAAAGAUGAUUGUAUGGUGUGUGUUAUUGUGUGAUUAUGUAUAUCAUUGUUGCAGUUUGGAAAUAGCAAUAGAACUGUGUCUGAAAGUAGAUAGCUUAGCAUGAGUUUGAACCCAACUCCCCUCCCCUCUUCCCGACAGCAACAGGAAAAAAAAAAUUAUCCUUUCAUCAAAGAUCAGACAUUACUUUCAAACAAAAAGCACAUUUGACUGAAAACGAAUAAAAAAUUCAUUUUG